AUCUGUGGACUGUAAGUGACUCGCUCCGAAGUUCCAAUUCACAAAGUUCAGCGGCCAAAAACGCAAUAUAGACGUUUUAGGACCUCAGAGUGCGUUUGGACAGCGUAUCAGCUUAUCAUGCGCCAUCUAACUGUAUCGUGCACAGUUUAUCCUCGCGUUAACGACUAUGCUCAAGGAUUAUUAAACAAGUAAGGGGAGUUGGAUAGCUUUCACAGAUCAUAAAACUGAAUAGGUUACGUGGUGGAUGAUCAGGGUUCAAUUCCCAUUACGUCAUACUUUUUUCUCUACACUACAAGGGGCAGACCGGUUGCGGGGCUCAUCGAAUCUCCUAUCCAGUGGGUACAAGGUUUUUUUACUGCCGGAUAAAACGGCCGCAGCGGAAAGGGAUCUAUUCACCUGUACCAAAUACUGAGGAAUUCAAUCAAUAUGGUAGAGAACGCCACAUUAGUCUUUAUUAAAUGUGACUUAUAACUCUGGUACCGCUCCAAUUAGUGUGAUAUUAAUUUGGGAAAUUGGUAACGUUUAGUGAAAUAUGCAGCUCGCCUCUAAACACGAUACUACGAUGUGACCAUUACCGACCUCACAUUUCAAAUAGUACAGUCUGUGAAAAAAUUAACUGUUUUCAAACCAAAUACUUUACUGUGACAAGUGUGACAAAUCGUAGUGUAAAUACGCUUUAAAUACUUGUCGUAUGCUACGGUGGAUUAUGACAGUUUCGAUUGUUUCAACUCGAACUCAUGAUAAGAAAUUUGGCCGCUUUAACUGAAAAUGUCAUAAUAAGUGAUGACAAAUUGAACAAUUUUUACACCAAAUAUUACAAUUUAAUGGUGGAAUUGUUAAUUGGCACGAAAGUCCAGCGUUACUCCGGCAAGUUUGUCAUAGUAGUAUGUGGUUGGACGGUUUUCAUUCUACACUUCAGAUCUGCUUCAAGAAAUAUACCAUAAAGGUGAAGGCAGAUGGUUGUGAAAGUAACCAUUACGACGAUAUUUACAGAUUGUAAAGUUACUCUAUCCCCGAUUACAAGCGAAACUCACAGUAAUCACCAUGUCGGGUGCCAACAAUUCAUUCCAGCGUGCCCUCUGCCCCUUGCUGGUGGCAGGACAGUGCUUCGCCCUGAUGCCAGUAUCGGGCCUUACGGGUUACGACGCCUCGACCCUCCAGUUCCGGUGGCUCAGUCCCAGGGUAGCCUACACCUUCUUGUCCCUCGUCGGCAUCUUUUGUCAUCUCUGUGUCUGCGUCCGUGAACUAGUCGUGGCCGAUCAUAUCACAUAUUCUGCAUGUGCUCCGCCCAUUUUCUUCGCUGUCACUUUCUUGGCAACUUGUUUCUACCUGCGCCUGGCAACUAAAUGGCCUGAUUUGGUGUCGAAGUGGCAGACUGUGGAGCAGACUAUGCUCAAAGACUAUGGCUACCCCAGGAACUUCGAGCGCCGUUGUAAAUUCUGUGCUGCGUUCAUGCUCACAGCCUCAACAGUGGAGCAUUUGAUGGCCUUGUACUCCUGUCUGCUGCGCGCGUUGCCUCGUUCUACCGGAGGACUGGACGUGGUACGGGCGUUUUACACUUCGUGGUUUGAACAGGCGUUCAAAAUGACAGAGUACGCGCUGUGGAAGUCCCUGCUUUUGCAGCUCUCAAACUUCUUAGCCACGUUUACGUGGAGUUACAUGGACAUGUAUGUGACCCUCGUAAGCAUGGCGCUCACCGAGAAGUUCUUGCAGUUCGGCGAGGGACUUCGUGCCGUGAGAGGCAAGAUGGGGUUGAAGAGAGAGCGUCCAGUUGUAAUGGCGGCGAUCGCUUGUAUUGAUCGUCCUCAGGCCGCUCCGCUAAAGUUCUGGCGUGAGGCUCGCCAACUAUACGACAACCUUUGCUGCCUGACGCGAACAGUUGAUGAACACAUCUCGCACCUCGUGCUCUUGUGCCUCGCCAGUGAUCUCUACUUCAUCUGCCUUCAGCUGUUCAACAGCCUCAAGAACGUAAAGACUUUGUACGGCUACAUCUAUUUCUUCUACUCAUUUGGAUAUUUGCUGUUCCGAGCAAGUUCGAUGUGCUUCUGCGCAGCGGCUGUGAACGAGGUCAGCCAGAAACCAAGGGACGUCCUCUACGCGGUACCUGCCGGCACCUACAACGCCGAGGUAGAGCGAUUCAUCGAUCGAGUGACGACGGACGAGGUUGCACUCACUGGAUUCCGCCUCAUUACGUUAAACAGACGUUUAAUUCUGACGAUUGUUGGUUCCAUUGUGACGUACGAACUUCUUCUUGUACAGCAAGGUAACGGUCAAGGUUCUUUCAGUGAAGAAUUGGAAUAUGCAGCCAACAUAACAAUAAUGUAACUACAGCUACGCUACUGCGCAUAACUAUAGGCCUUUUACAUAAUGUAAUGCUUGCAUAUUUCGAUUUUCAACGUAAAAAUACAGUAACAUUGUCCCUAUUAAACAAAUUAUACAAAGUAAAAUUAGUAGACUGUCCUAUUCUAAAAGUAGAGCAUAAAUUGAUAAUAGACAAAAAAAAAUGCUAAUUUAUUUCUCAAAUAUUUUAAUUUUAGUACACUUUCGAAUGAUGUAUCAUAUAUUAUUGUAUUGUGACGGAGGUGUAGAUUAGAUUAAUUAGGCUCGCGUUAGGGUCCAACAGCUGUAUCUUGUGGGUACGGCAGUGAACCACAAAAGGUUGGAAAUUUUUUGACUAGCUGGACAAGUCUACCUCUCAAUGCUCUGUCUCGUUUUAUGAGCUCGACGAAUUUUCGAAUUGAGUCAAUUGGCGGUUAUGGUUCCGACAAUGAACCUGAAGAAGUUAAUGGGUCUGCGUGAAAUAGCACAAGCAUGUGUGUGCCUGUUGUAGUCAGAGAGGAGGCAUUUCUGGGGGUGUUUUUUUUUUUUGCAAAAUAUAACUAUAUACAACAAAAAUAAAAUGACUGUCCUUAUUCCAACUUCGUUUCUGUCCAUGUUUAUAUUAAUAAUUUUGAACGUUAUUUUUGUUUCUGAAAAGAAUGUGUGGAUAGCCUGUUUUUACGAACCACCAAUGAGUCGCAUGAUCCUGUCAAGUGUUCAAAUAGGAGCCAUGUAGGCCUAUGUUUGUUCAUUUACGUUAUCUGCGUACUUAUUAGAUGUUUAUAAUGUGUAAAUAGAUUAACAUAGGUUUACUGUGAGAAUCAAUGGCCUACGAAAUAUACAAGAUUCAUUGUGUGGGCAAAAUGAAGAAUUAUUCAUAAAGUAAGCGAUAUAUGUAGUCACAAGUGGACAUUAAAUGGAAAACAGCUAUCCCGA
This is a messenger RNA of Zootermopsis nevadensis, 3255 nucleotides long. The record is from RefSeq and is a predicted model, not a curated record. NCBI's taxonomy places the organism in Eukaryota, Metazoa, Arthropoda, Insecta, Blattodea, Termopsidae.